GCGUGGUAAAUCUCGGAAGCAUAGGGCGGAGCUUCACGGCAGCGUUUAGCUGGCACGAAAGUUUGCUUUGUGUUCAGCUUUCAUGACUCCAAAAUGGGAGCUGGUAUCUCUACCUCGAUGGGAGAUGACGGCAUACUGGAUUCUCUCCUUCUUCUCCCAUCUCUAUUCUUUCUACCAGUUGCACAGGUUUUCUAAAGAGCAUGAGGUCAGCCUGGACAGAGAGGUGCAGCUGGAGAGAGGAUUCCUUAUAUGGGGAUUCAAGAAGGACCCUACUGAUUUUGAGUGGAGUUUUUGGAAUGAGUGGGCGUGGCAAUCUCUUUUGUGGUCUCUGAUUGGCCAUGCUGUGGUGUCCAGAUUAGCGGCUUAUUUUCUGCCUCAGUUCCGACUGGCAGUCUUAACGGUGUAUGGCGUCCUCUCAGCUGGUUGGCUUCUGGGAGUGCGGGGCUUGACUCUUUUGAUGCUGCAUCUGAGCAUCACACUGGUGGUUGCUCAGCUACGUAGCUCCAUCCUCUCAUGGGUUUGCUCCCUCCUGCUGCUCUCCACGCUCAAUGUCACUGCCUUUCAGGAUUUUCAGCGUGGUUGGUACACUUCUGAGGACCAGUACUACCUCUUGCUCUUCAGUACUGCUGUUUGUAGUUUGCACUGCAUUAGCUUUAGUCUGGAGCUGUGCUGGCGCCCCCUGCAGGCUGGAGGACCAAACCACUGCCACCCUAUAGAGGUUAAACGACUGAAGACACUCAUUUUACAGUUCUACAAGCUCACUGCCUACUGUUUCUAUCACCCUCUGUUUUACAACGGACCCAUUGUGACCUUCAGAGACUUCAGUGAACAGAUAGACAGGCCAGUGUGUAAAGUCUCUGUGGUGUAUGUGUUGAGUGGAAUACUGCGUGUGUGUGUCUGGUGGUGUUUAGCCGAAUUCAUGAUCCACUUCAUGUACAUGCACGCCAUCCAGAGCAACGAAACCUACUUGGAGAUGCUGCCACCCUGGGCGCUGGGUGGUUUGGCUCUUGCAUUGGUCCAGUUUUUUUAUGUAAAGUAUCUGGUCUUGUUUGGAGUGGUGUCUCUGCUUGUCAGAUUGGAUGGGCUUGAGCCGCCCAAGUUACCACGCUGUGUCAGCAUCAUGUACAGCUUCACUGGGAUGUGGAGACACUUUGACGUGGGGCUUUACAAAUGGCUCAUCAGGUACAUAUAUGUGCCAUUGGGUGGCUCUCGUCAUGGUGUGUUCCGGAAGCUCGUCUCCACGGCGCUUGCAUUUGGGUUUGUGUGUUUCUGGCAUGGUUGCCAUGACUACCUUCAGUAUUGGGCCUUGCUGAACUGGAUUGGAGUGUUGGUGGAGAACGUUCUCGCACUCCUCUUCUCCUCUCGUCCUCUUCAUCACGUUAUUGUGCGGUGUCUGUCACCUCGGAUGAAGAGGCGUGGCCUAGCACUUAUCUCUGCCCUCUCCACUGCUUUUCUGAUUCUGUCCAAUCUGCUUUUUCUGGGCGGGAUCCAUGUGGGUAGAAUCUUCUGGAAGAGGCUGUUUAUCCAAGGUAGUGGAGAAGCAGGUGAUACUGACCUCAGCACAUCUCCUGUGGACCUGAUAAUGACCUCUCUAACCUGAGAACAUCACACAGCAUGCUAACAUGUCCAUUAACCGCUCACAGUAUGUUCAUAACAACAAUUCUCUACAUGCUUAUCUGAGUUUGGGCACUCGUUCUCUUUCUGAAAUACCGAUGAGAAAACCUGAAUUAUUAAGCAUCAUUUCAGAAAAUAUAAAUACAAGUUCACAUAUUCUAUGACGUAGAAAAAGAUCAUCAGGUUUGGUGGUGGUGUUCUGAAUAGAGAGGCUAAUGCAUGAGACUCAAUCUCUGUGUUCCCCCCUGGAUCUCAUUAUGGAAAUCAAGGUGGAGUUGAUAUGGGGGAGGGACGCUGGAAAAAAGAGCAAAAUAAACAGCUAUUUAUAUCUUAGCCAUGUGAUUAACGGAUUAACUAAACAGGCUCCUCCCAAACUUGCAUUAGGAGCUCUAUUUAAUAUAAUAAUAGGGGAGACUGGGACUAGCUGCCACAGCUUUAGUGAAUAUUUCUCAAGGAUGUUUUAUUUUUACAAGGCAAUUUCUCUAUAGACAUACCUUACAGUCUUGGUUACAAAAAAAACAGGAAAAAAGAUUCAGUACAUUGAACAUGUUGUCGGAGUGGAAAUUAAAAUAAAAUAAAAACUAUUUUAGGCUCUUGACAACAAGCCCCAGUCUCUCCUAUUGAACAAUGAAAAGAUAAGAAUUUGUGUAGACAUUAUACCUGGUGAUGAUAUAAUGCCACAUUUUUAGUAUUCAAUAUGUAAAAUCAUCAGGAAAGGGGUCGGAGUGAGCUCUCUCAAACCAUCACCCCUCUUCAUUCCUGAGUUUCUUUGUUUUUAGAUGUUUGUUGUAAUGCUGAAAGUUCCUCAUAACUGUGUUAUGAUGUACUGUGGUGUUGUGACAAAUCAUGUAUAUUGAUUACAUCCAUCAAUUCAUUUUGUAAAACAAAACUACAAUGCACUAGAUAUCUGAAUAAUAGUGCACCCAUGGUAAUAUGUUUGUGUGCUUUCUGGAAGACCUAAUCGUUGUUAUAGAAACAACAUGCAUGCUUUCAUUUCACUAGUUCUUCCAUUGUUAUUUUAUAAAACAUGGGCACUACAAUCCAAGAAGUCACUCCAACAAGUGAACUUGUUUGAAGAUGCCUGUUGUAGAUCAGAGGAGAAGAUCCUUUCACAUGACUUGCAUCAACAUCUACCAAUUGAACAUCAUGCUACAGCUCUGAUGCACAUUGUCCACAGGCCACACGCUGUAACACAAAGUUAUAACCAAUUCACACAAUGUCAGAGACAUAUUCAUAGACAUAUGAGAGGAGAUGGACCACUUGUAAAUUAUAAA
Molecule: messenger RNA, 2888 nt
Organism: Sinocyclocheilus grahami
Lineage: Eukaryota; Metazoa; Chordata; Actinopteri; Cypriniformes; Cyprinidae
Product: protein-cysteine N-palmitoyltransferase HHAT
Exons: 12
Coding region: 83-1600 (505 amino acids)
Biological process (GO): protein palmitoylation
Cellular component (GO): endoplasmic reticulum
Molecular function (GO): palmitoyltransferase activity
Source: RefSeq, a predicted model, not a curated record